Messenger RNA from Archocentrus centrarchus (flier cichlid), 4109 nucleotides. Its product is annotated as NLR family CARD domain-containing protein 3-like. The record is from RefSeq and is a predicted model, not a curated record. Gene Ontology annotation, molecular function: protein binding. NCBI's taxonomy places the organism in Eukaryota, Metazoa, Chordata, Actinopteri, Cichliformes, Cichlidae. The transcript has 12 exons. Bases 198 to 3476 code for a protein of 1092 amino acids.
AGGGAAGUGAAGUUCAGAGUGAAGCAGAUUCAUGGUGGACAUUUGACUCACACUCUUCAAGCUCAAACUGAUGAAGGGACCUAAAUAGAAAAAGGGCAGAAACAGCGCCACCUGCUGCAGACAGCACAGAGCUGCAGAGUGACGGCGAUCAGGAGGAAGUCGAGUUUCUCAUCAGGUGACUGCAGGUUUGGACCAACAUGGAAAGAGCAGACUCUCCUGAAGCUGAACCUGGACUCAGCUCUGUGUCUACAAGGAAGCAAAACUAUCCACAGGAAGAAGCCGCUGACCUUAAAAGAAGAAAUGUGUCUGCUGCUGAGAAGAUCAGUGAGGGACCAGACUCCUCUGAACCUGAACCUGCACCCAGCUGUGUGUCUUUGAGCAGUGAUCGGUCAAAGGGUUUAGUCAUCAACUUUGAAGGAUCAAAACGUUCUGGUGUUGAGAAAGUCGAUCAGCAGAGCUCAGAUGUUUUGAGUCUCCAGCAUCAGCAGCAGCAACAAACUGAUCUGGACCAAAUAUUUAUGAGGCUGGAGGAGAACAUUAUCACUUUUGUAAAAGAUGAGCUGCAGAAGAUGAAGAGUUUUCUGAAUCCAGAUUACCGAGAAUCCUCAGAGUGUCAGAGGGAGGAUGAGGAGGAGUUGGACAGUGAGGAAGAGAAGCAGAGGAAAAGCAGCAAAGAGGCAUUUCUGAAACUCACAGUUAACUUCCUGAGGAAAAUGAACCAGGAUGAGUUUGCUGACCGUCUGCAAAGCAAAAACCGAGAUCCAAUUUGUGUGUAUCAAUUUAAAUCUAACCUGAAGAAGAAGUUCCAGUGUGUGUUUGAGGGGAUCGCUAAACCAGGAAAAUCAGUCGCUCUGAAUCAGAUCUACACAGAGCUCUACAUCACAGAGGGAGGAACUGAAGGAGUCAAUGAUGAACAUGAGGUCAGACAGAUAGAAGAACUUUCCAGAAAACGAGGCAGACUAGAAACAUCAAUUGAAUGUGAAGACAUCUUUAAACCCACAGUGGAGAGAGAUAAACCAAUCAGAACAGUGCUGACAAAGGGAGUCGCUGGCAUCGGGAAAACAUUCCUAACACAGAAGUUCACUCUGGACUGGGCUGAAGAUAAAACCAACCAGGACAUCCAGUUCAUGUUUCCAUUCACUUUCAGAGAGCUGAAUCUGCUGAAGGAUAAAAAGUUCAGUUUGGUGGGACUUGUUCAUCAUUUCUUUACUGAAACUAAACAUGGAGGACUCUACAGCUUUGACAGCCUCAAGGUUGUGUUCAUCUUUGAUGGUCUGGAUGAGUGUCGACUUCCUCUGGACUUCCACAACACUGAGAUCCUGACUGAUGUCACAGAGUCCACAUCAGUGGAUGUGCUGCUGAUAAACCUCAUCAGGGGGAAUUUGCUUCCUUCUGCUCACAUCUGGAUAACCACACGACCUGCAGCAGCCAAUCAGAUCCCUGCUGAGUGUGUAGACAUGGUUACAGAGGUCAGAGGGUUCAAUAACCCACAGAAGGAGAUGUACUUCAGGAAGAGAUUCAGAGAUGAGGAAAAGUCCACCAACAUAAUCGACCACAUUAAAAGUUUGCGAAGCCUCCACAUCAUGUGUCACAUCCCAGUCUUCUGCUGGAUCACUGCUACAGUUCUGGAAAAUGUAUCAAAACUCAGAAAGGAAGAAAAACUGCCUCAGACUCUGACUGAGAUGUACAUCCACUUCCUGGCGGUUCAGACCAAAAUGAAGAACAUCAAAUAUGAUGGAGGAGCUGAGUCAGAUCCAGACUGGAGUCCAGAGAGCAAGAAGAUGAUUGAGGCUCUGGGGAAACUGGCUUUUGAGCAGCUGCAGAAGAGCAACCUGAUCUUCUAUGAAUCAGAGCUGACAGAGUGUGGCAUCAAUAUCAGAGAGGCCUCAGUGUACUCAGGAGUGUUCACACAGAUCUUUAAAGAAGAGAGAGGGCUCUACCAGGAGAAGGUGUUCUGCUUCAUCCAUCUGAGUGUUCAGGAGUUUCUGGCUGCUCUUCAUGUCCAUCUGACAUUCACCAACUCUGGUGUCAACCUGCUGGAAGAAGAACAAACAGCAUCAGUGCUCCCUGAAGAGCCUUCAGUGAGACACUUCUACCAGAGUGCUGUGGACAAGGCCUUAGAGAGUCCAAAUGGACACCUGGACUUGUUCCUCCGGUUCCUCCUGGGUCUUUCACUGCAGACUAAUCAGACUCUCCUACGAGGCCUGCUGACACAGACAGAAAGCAGUUCAGAGACCGAUCAGGAAAUAAUCAAGUAUAUAAAAGUGCAGAUCAGUGAGAAUCUCUCUCCAGAGAAAAGUAUCAAUCUGUUCCACUGUCUUAGUGAACUGAAUGAUGACUCUAUAGUGAAGGAGAUCCAACACCACCUUAGCUCAGGAAACCUAGUUAAUCUGUCUCCUGCCCAGUGGUCAGCUCUGGUCUUCAUCUUACUGUCAUCAGAACCAGAUCUGAAUGAGUUUGAUCUGAAGAAAUAUUCAGGUUCAGAGGAGGCUCUACUGAAGCUGCUGCCAGUGAUCAAAGUCUCUAAGAAGGUUCUGUUGAGUGGCUGUAACCUCACAGAAAGAAGCUGUGAAGCUCUGUCCUCAGUCCUCAGCUCCCAGUCUUCUAGAUUGAGAGAGCUGGACAUGAGUAACAACAACCUGCAGGACUCAGGAGUGGAGCUCCUUUGUGCUGGACUUGGGAGUCCUCACUGUAAACUGGAAACCCUCAGGCUGUCAGGUUGUCUGAUCACAGAAAAAGGUUGUGAGUCUCUGGCUUCAGCUCUGAAGUCCAACCCCUCCCAUUUGAAAGAGCUGGACCUGAGCUACAACCACCCAGGAGACCCAGUGAAGUUCCUGUCUGCUCAACUGGAGGAUCCACACUGGAAACUGGAAACUCUCAGGGUCGAGCCUCAAGGAGUCCAGUGGUUGAGACCAGGUCUAAGGAAAUAUUUCUGUGAUCUGACUCUGGAUCCAAACACAGCACACAGAAACCUCAAACUGUCUGACAACAACAAGAAGGUGAUGUACGUGAAUGAGGAGCAGUCGUAUCCUGAUCAUUCUGAAAGAUUUGAUUACUGGCGUCAGCUGCUGUGUACUAACAGUCUGACUGGUCGCUGUUACUGGGAGGUUGAGUGGAGCGGAGAGGUUCAUAUUACAGUAACUUAUAAAGGAAUCAGACGUAAAGGAGACGGCUAUGACAGCAGGUUUGGAAGAACUGAUCAGUCCUGGAGUCUCUGCUGCAAUAAUCAUGGUGAUUACUUUGGAAAUCACAAUUACAGAUCAGUAGUGAUCUCUGUCCCCUCCUCCUCUGUGUCUCACAAAGUAGCAGUGUAUGUGGACUAUCCUGCAGGCACCAUCUCCUUCUACAGUGUCCUCUCUGACACACUGACCCACCUCCACACCUUCCACAGCACAUUCACUGAAUCUCUAUAUGCUGGGUUUAAAUUAAGGAUUGCUAACUCCAGCAUCUGUCUCUGUGGUGACUCAGAGAAGUGAACUUACUGUGAAGAGAAACAUUCUCACAAUGGUUAAAAAUUCAGCAUUUUGAGCCAAAGAAUGAGCUGAAUGUCAUUGAUUUACCAGCACUUCACAUCAUGCAUUAGGUUUUCAUUAAUCAUUAACUGCAUUUGUGAUAUCCAGAAUGAACACUGUGGUGUUCAGAUGAGUGUGAUGCAAUGUUGGACAAUUAUCCAGACUCUCUUCCACCUGCUCCCUACUCUCACUACAGGUAACACACUGCUCCAACAAGUUAAAGAACACUUUAGUGAUACUUUAGAUCUUGAAUUUUCACUGUUUAAUCUCUGAGAACAAAGUGAGAGAACAGUCAGUGGAAAAACAAAUCAUCAACACCAAAAAUCAAAGUUAACUGUUCAAAGCUUCCCUGAAUGUUUAAUGUUUGCAGUUUAUAUUCUGUAUGUUGUUCAGACAAACUCAUACUGUACAUCAUGUGUUGCAGUGGGAAGAUAUUUUAGUGGAAAUUAAUAUAUAAGCACUGAAAAUAACUAUGCACAGAUAGUUUACAAAGGAUUUUAUACUGUGUGUUUUUGACUGAUAAAAUGCUCAGCUUACAAAUUAAAAAGCGUUCAAAUGUUAUAUUUUAUUGUGUUUAUUAGUUUAAUGUGGUUUAAU